Messenger RNA from Penaeus vannamei (Pacific white shrimp), 2183 nucleotides. The record is from RefSeq and is a predicted model, not a curated record. Lineage: Eukaryota; Metazoa; Arthropoda; Malacostraca; Decapoda; Penaeidae.
AGCAAGAUUCCGUAAAUUACUAGACUCUAGCGUGACGUCAUUGUUUACCGCUUACGUCACUAGACUGUAGCAGACGAACUUCAGUCAUUGGGUGCUGACUGGAAUCUCAUGGAAAAAUGUUGAAUUUUCCAGCUUUGGUGAUCAUGUCAAGUCUCUGCCCCUGGGCCCCAUCUGAUCACCGUGGACUUACUCUCUGUGCAGCAUGUGCUGCCACUUAUUUUCUUCGUAUCUGAUGCUACUCUUUGCCUAUACUGUGCUCCGAGGUAUUGUUCGAAGAGCAAGUAACAAAUCCUUGCCACUGUUUCCACAUAAUUUCCGGUAUGGGUUUCAUGAAGUUAAGAUUGAAGAAAAACCUAGAAUUCUUUCUCCAGUUAGUGGAACAGACAAACUACAAGAUUACAUAAGAAAUGAAGUGCCUGAGAUCAGCUGGCAUAGCAGUUAUGGGAGAUCAGAAGGAAGCCCUAAACAUGAGCCAUGCAGUAGCAAGAUGAUUAAAAAUCAAACAGAUAAAGUAAAGUUUAGAAGUAGGAAAGGAGGAGACUGGUCUAAAAAGCAUUUACACCAUAAAGAAAGAAAAAAAGGUCAAAAUAAGAUAUUUAAAGAUGACAUUAUAUAUGGAAUACACCCAGUUUACCUUGCUGUAUGCACCCAACGCCGAAAGAUUUACAAACUAUAUUACAGAAAAGGUAUAGAAGCAAAUAACAGUAAAAUUAAUGAAAUUCUAGACCUGUGCCACCAAAGAAAUGUUGAAAUUAUUGGAUUAGAACCAUCACAAUUUGGAAAAUACCUAAAGAGUGAUAAAGUACAUCAAGGCAUUUAUUGCAAAGCUAGUCGUCUUUUGAUAGAGAAGCUUGAAGAAGAAGAGAUCCAGGCCUCCAGUAUGAUAAAUAGAACUGUUGAGGGUUUUGAAUUAGGGGAAAGAAAAAGAACAUCACUUUUAUGGCUUUAUCUUGACCAAAUUCAGGAUCCCAUGAACUUUGGAGCUAUCUUAAGAUCAGCUUACUACUUUGGGGUUGAUAGAAUAAUAACAUCUAAUGAACACAGUUGUCAGAUUACUGGGAAUGUUAGUAAGGCGAGUGCUGGAGUGGCAGAAUUGCUGACUGUUUAUGAAGUGGAGGAUGCUUCAAAAUUUUUUGGUUUCCUUCGUAAAUCAAACUGGAAUCUGCUGUCAACAGCUGCUAGUUCUACCAUGUCUAUGCCCAUCAAAGAUUUUGAGGCAAAGGAAAAUACUUUGUUAGUUAUUGGUAAGUUCAGCUUUUAUUUUGUUAUUUACUGUUUUAUUUUAUCAUCAAAACAAAUCUUGUAAGAAAAAAUGUGUUUAUUUGACUUUUAGCUCUUAACAAUAAUUCAGUUAGUUUUUCUCUUAAAAUAUAUGCAAUGUGGGUGUGCUCUAGAUAGUUCUUUAAUGAUUAGAUAUUAUAUACAUAUUUAUAUGACAUCUGUAAUAAAACGGAUCUUAUCCUUAGUGAAAUUAAAUUGGUAAUAAUUGCUUAUAUGUUGUAAGGUAUUUUUUUUAUAUCUGUAAGGCCACAGCAAUUUUUUUUUCUUGAAUAGCAAGCAAGUCUGGUGAUAAUGAAAUGUAAGUAGGAGGAAAAAAAAAAAAAAAAAAAAAAAAAUCCUCUUUACCAAAAUAAGACAAGUGUACCUCCUACUUUCCAAAGAUCGUGCAGGUUCUCUGCGCAUAUUACAAAAUAUGCCAGUACUGAUCAGAAUCGACCACUGACCAUGGAUACGAUAGAUAAUAGACAUAACAUGUCACAUGAGAGGAAGGCAUUUCUGCCAAGUAUAUUUUAUUUUUGUGUUUGGGGAUGGGAGAAAUGAUGCCAUACACAGUGAAUCAUAGACAAAUUGAUUUGUAUUUAUUUUCUUGCUAUUUCUUUCGUGGACGUCACAAUUUCGGUGAGAAAUGAAAAAAUAAAAAAAAUUUGGGAUUUUUAUUAAAAAGAAAGAAAGAAAAAAAUUCUAUAAAUAAAUGUUGGGGGGUCUGCUAUUCAAGAAAAAAAAUGCUGUGGCCUAAGGAAGUACUGACACACUAAAUAUUAUAAUGAAAUUAAAAGAUGUAAAGUAUUUAUCAAAUUAAACACAGACAUAGACUGAAAAAAAAACACAUGCAUGUAUACUUGUUCAAAUAUGUUUACACACAGACACGCUCGCACACAUACUCACACACGCACACAUGCAUG